AUGGCGGUAUCCGUGUUGCUGUUGCGACGCUUGCGCAGUUAUGCAUUCUGUUCCCUCCCGCUGCUGGCGACGGUUCUGCCCAUAUUAUUCCUGCUCGCCCGCGCCAUCUAUCGCAUUCCCUUCCAUCUACUGGGGCAGAUUCCCGGUCCGAAAUUACGCGUCAUCUCUCAUCUGCCUCAUGCGAUUUCCGGAACACGCGGUCAGCAGCCUCAUGAUGUUCGCAACCUGCAUCGUGAAUAUGCGCCGGAUCAACUUUCCUUCAUCACGCCCAGCUCAUGGGACGAUAUUCACGGACAUGCUGCGGCGAAUAAAUUUCACAAAUACGGGUGUUUCAAAGUCCGACCGGACGCGCAACCAAUGCUGACCAGCUCUGGCGACGAACAUGCUCGAGCAGCCUUCGCGCAUGGUUUCUCCCAACGAGCCAUCAAUGACCAGGAGCCUAUUCUCAUGGUGAAUAUCGAUCGGCUCCUCAAGAAGCAAGGGGAGAACAUCAAGCGAGAUUACAAGUUUGACAUCUGCGAGUGGAUGCGCUUUCUCUCUUUCGAUGUUAGCGGGGACUUCUUGCUAAAUACUCAGUUCGAGUGCCUCGAAACUUAGAACUAUCACCCUUGGGU
Messenger RNA from Trematosphaeria pertusa, 614 nucleotides. RefSeq lists its product as uncharacterized. Gene Ontology annotation, molecular function: oxidoreductase activity, acting on paired donors, with incorporation or reduction of molecular oxygen; monooxygenase activity; heme binding. The coding region runs from base 1 to 597 and encodes 198 amino acids. Lineage: Eukaryota; Fungi; Ascomycota; Dothideomycetes; Pleosporales; Trematosphaeriaceae. The transcript is spliced from 3 exons. The record is from RefSeq and is a predicted model, not a curated record.